Molecule: messenger RNA, 6153 nt
Organism: Stylonychia lemnae
Lineage: Eukaryota; Ciliophora; Spirotrichea; Sporadotrichida; Oxytrichidae
Source: the annotation of a GenBank genome assembly
AUGAAUAAAUCAACAGGUGGAUUAGAUUUAGGUCUGUCCUUGACUGGAUUAAGAAUUGGACCACGUGAUCCUACUACAAAAGCACCCAAAGUUGGUGUUAGAAACGAAAUAGUAAGACCAGAUCACACUCUUGGUUCAUUACAACCAAGAAUACUAAAAGUAUUUAAAUCUAAACAAGUUUAUUUCAAAUUAUAGGAUAGAACAGGUUUUUCAGGUGGUUUUAAGAUUCCUGAAGAUUUUAGAAAAAGUAAACAGAAAAAGAAGGGACUUGGAUUAGACCAUGAUUAAGAGGAAGAUCUCGAGGGAACUCAGCAGAGUUAAAUUACAAAGGAUGAGAUUUUUUAACAAUUAGCUCUUGGAAACUCAGAAUCUGGUAUUGGAAUCGGAAGACAUGGAACAAAUAGCAAAGCUGCUUUGGCAAAAGAUUUGGUAGAGGGAAUUGAAAAAGAUCUUGAAAAACUAAGAAGAUAAUAAGAAAAUUUGUAACUACGUAAAACACUUGCACUAAAUGGAGGAAUAUCAAUUGUCGAGGAAACCUAAGAAGAAAAAAAUAAAGAAAUUUAGGCAAGGAUGAAAUUUUAAUUAGAAGAUGUGGGUGCCCAUGUAAUUGAUGCUAGUCCUAAGAAAAUUCUCGCAAUGAGGCAUUAAGCAAGUCAACUAGCAAGCACUAAAAAUCUAGAUUUAGACGAGUUAGAGAGAAUGAGAAUGGAGAAUGAUAGAAGACUCAAAGAACUCGAACAAAUGUAUAUGAGUAAAAAAGAAAACUCUUAAGUUGGCAGAAUAAUGAGAGAAAGAAUGGGGUUUGGAAGUAGCAUAUAGUCUAAAUCACCAUCAAGAAAACAUGAUGAGGAUUUUGAUAGAUUAGAAACCGAUCAUUUUGAUGAUCGUGAAGGAAAAUUAUCAAGAUCACAAAAAAGAAAGAAGUCUGUAAGAAUUGCAGAUGGAGGAGAGAGAGAAGAAAAAGAAAACGACUUCUCUCAUAACAAUAGAUCUAAGGGAAAUAAGGUAGAUAUCUUAGCAGGAAUCCCAAAAUCAUCUUAGAGAGGAAAAACUGGUGGAUUACACAAUUCAGGUACUAAACCUAACAAAAGUCUUGGUGGUCAAUCUAGGUCUUAAUCUGCAAAGAGGAAGAAAUCUGAAUCGCCAGUUUUUUACGAUUCACCAAGAAGGAAACUAUAUGAGGCUAAAUUUGAAAAAUUCCUAGCAAAUAAAGAUCAAAAGCAUAAAUAAGAGAAAAAGUUAGAAAAGUUGGAGAAAGAGGAUUUCGAUAGGUAUACUAAAGGACCAGACUCCCCAGCUAAAUCGUCAAUGAGAUUCAUUAAAAAGACAGGAAUGCAUUCAUAUGAUGCAAAUACAUUGAUUCCAAAAGAUUAUGAUGAAGAGAUGCUUCUUUAAAGAUAAAUGGAAGAAGAGAGGAAGUAAUAAUCUUUGAGAAAAGAUAAAUUUCGAUCACUUGGUGUUUCAAAUGAAGAUAAAAUGACAUUUUUCUUGUUAAAGUGGAUAUUUAAUGCAAUAAAAAGAGAUUCAUCCAUUGAGGACCCAAAACUUAAAGGAAGAUCUUAUGUGACAAAGGUUGAUUUAACUAAAUAGUUAGGGAAAAAUGAAGAGUUGAUGAAAGCACUCGGAUAUUAAGAUUAAGACGAAGUCGCAUAAGCUAUAAAAGUAUCAGGAUCAGCUAAAGAUGGAUGCUUAGUAUGGGAUGAAUUUCUCGAUUUCUUCUUUUUGAGAUAAGCUUCAUUAUAACAAAGAAUUGAAGGUAAUGAUAACUGGUGGAGAAAGAUAGGAAACCCAGAAGCAAAUAAUCAUGAAACACUAGAAUCAGAGGAUCCAGCUGAAAUACAAAAAUCACUUUAGCAGAAAUAGCAAUCAGCAGGAGUACCUAGAUAUGGUGGAUCAAAUGAUAUUGGUGCUGUUGCAAAUUUUAAAUUUGAAGAUCCAGAUAAAAAACCUGUGAAAAUGACAGAAAGCCUUAAGAUCUUAUAAGAGACCAGAAUGAACAAAACUGCUCAUGAAGUUGAAGAUGAAUUUAAACAACUUUAAAUAAAAAAAGAAUAAGAAAAAAUGCUAUAAAUGGGCCACAAAAGUAUAUCAAAGAAACAAUAAAGUAAAAAAGCUCCACUCUAUGAAUAUGAUGCUGAUAUGAAUGAAGAUGAGUAAUUGGAGGAAUUAGGUAUUAAAAGAGAGAAGUCACAAUGUCUGCUGUUGUAAUCUCAGACAUUUAUUAUGCAAGAAAUAUUUGAAGCAAUGGAUAAGUAUAAAGAUAAAAUUCUAAGAAGAGCUGAAUACUUGAUGGCUUUAAGAACCGAUGAAAGAGUGGUAGAAUUCAUUGAUGUUGAUGCUGUUAAAGUGCCAUACUCUAACAAAAUUCUCACACUUGAUGAAGUUUUUUCAGAAAUUGAAAAGGAUGAAGUAUAUGAGUUAGCUCAAAUUGGAAAGAAUUCCAACCAAAUAAAUCAUAAAGAAUUUAUUACAUGGCGAGAAUUUAUGGGAUAUUUUAAUGACUAUAAAGAGAUUGAAGAAAGAAAUAGAAGAUAAAAAGAGAUAUAAAGGACAAGGCAAGCCAUGUAAAAAGAGAGAUAAAUUAACAAUGUUACAGAUGGCAGUGAUUAAGGAUUAGAAAUUCAAAGUCUACUGGAAAAGGAGAAACUUAGAAGGCUGUAAGAAUUGCCUAAACUAAGACCAGCAGAUUAAAUCGAUAUUACAGAGAAAUAGCUGUAAUUAUUAAAGGAUAUCUAUGAUCAAUUACCUAGAGCAUAAGUUGCAGGUGGCAAAGAUAUGAUAAACACCAUUGACUUUUUCAUUGCAACUAGGAAAAAUCCACAGCUAAGAGCAAUAGCUUCUGCGAUUGCUAGAGACCCUGAAGGAUAUUCUAGAAUUCCUAGAGAAACAUUCCAACAAGUAUUUGACAGAAUGGAAAAUGAGAUUUAAUCAAAACAGAUAGAUUGGUCAACUAUUGUAGAGUAUUUUACAAAAAGAGGUAGGCCUUUAACUAAAGAAGAAAUUAAUAAGCUUAUUGAUGAUGAUAAGCGGUCGAGAUAAGAAGAAGAAGAUCGCAAAAGAGCAGAAGAAGAGGCUGAAAGAAGGAGACUUGCCAGAUUAAUGGAAGAUCUAGAAGAUAAAGAAGAUUUUGAAGAAUUUGAGAUAAGGCAAAAGAGUGAAGAAGCUGCCAAGAAAUUGUAAGAAUAAAAAUUUGAAAGAGAUCUUGAGGAAUAUGAUGAUGAUGAGGAUUAAGAUCAUCGAGGAAGAAGAGGUCAUAGGUUCUUAGACAAUAGCAGAGAUGAGGGAGAAGACGAUGAAUAUGAUGAUGAAAUAGAGAGAGAUGAAAAUGACUAUGACGAUGAUGGUUAAUAUCCGAAUGGUUAUUCAUCUGAUCCAGAAUUUAGAACAGCAAAAAGAGAGUACAAAUUUGGAGGAGGUAAUGCUGGAAAUCAUUCAGAAAAAAGAAAAAGAGCUCAAUCUGCAAAAGGAGAUCGAUAAAAAUUUGAUGAAAAUAAUGUUAGGAGUGCUAAGUUGACUACUUAAGACUACAUAAAUCAUGACAGGUCACUAUCUAGGAAAAAGAAAGGGAAAUAUGGAGUAACUGUUCCAAAGCCAUUUGAGUUUGAUGUCAGAGAUAAGACAAAAAAGAAAUCAAUUAGAGAAAAAAAGGUUGAGGAAAUGAUAGCUGAGAAGAAAAUUAAAGAAGAAAAUAUCAUAAAGCACUAAUUUAGAAGUAAUCCUAUCCCACCUGAAGUACUUAUUCCUCGAUACAAAACGAUUAUGGAGUAGAAUGAACAUAGAAGAAUGGAAGUCAAAAAGAAUUCAUUGUAGAUACUUAAGGAGAGAGAAGCACCAUUCUCAUUCUAUGAAAGAGACAAAAAUAUGAAAAAGCCAGAUCAAGAAGAAUACCUACCUUAUGAUUUGAAGAAACCUGAUUUUAAAGCUAAUCCAAUUCCCAGAGCUUGCUCAGUACUGAUAUUUGACUAGAUGAUGAAAAGACAAGAAGAGGAAAGAUAAGAAAGAAUAAGGAAAUAAGCUGAGUUGAAUUUCAGCAAGGCCAAGUUGCCAGAUAGAAUGCAAAUGCAUCAAGAGAAGAUGAAAUAGGAGUCGUAGAACAAUGUCUAGAAGUCAUUAUAUGACUAACUAGGCUACUCCUUCAAGCCUAAGAUCAACGAACUCGUUACUAAAGAGUAAUUCGAGAAGGCUUAACAAAAAUUCAACCAGAAACUAAACAAAAAGAAAUCUUAGAUUUAGGUAACAAGACCAAGGAGUCCAAAUUUUACGAAGACAAGCUCAAAAGCACUUGAACGUGAGUAUCUGAAUGACUAGCCUCCAAAUGCAUAGAUGGAUAAGUUCAAGCAAGCCUUGCAUAAGAGCAUCGCCAAGCAAGCAACUCAAACUGACAAGGUAGUGGAGAACCCAUCAAGCACCAAUUCAAUGAAUUUGGCAAUGCAAAGACGCAGAGAAGAACUUGAAGCCAAGAGGAAAGCUGAAGAAGCGAAGAAAAAGGAAGAUGAGGAGAGAUUGCAUAGGCAGAAUAGGCUGAAAGGAACUGUGCAGGCUGCUUUGAAGGAUAGAGUGACUAAUGACAACGACAAGAUACAGGAGUUGAAAGAUAAAAGAGCUAAGGAAGCAAGAGAUCAAAAGAAGGAGGCGCAGUAAAAAGCAAGAGAACGUGAGGAGAAAAUCAGGGGAAUGCCGUUGUUGAUAGAUAGACUGCACAGUGGCAAGGGCAACUCGAAUCUGGCAAAGAUAAAAGCAACCAAGGAAUUCCUAGAGAUUCUGAAGAAGAAUGGAGUUGAUCCAAAAGAACAUUUGUCAGAAGAGCAGAAGGAUUUGUUGGCCGAAGAGGAGUAUAUGCAGAAAAUGAAAAAGGAACUGAAACCAAUUCUCCAGCAAGGUCAGUAAACUCUGCUCAAGAGCCAGCCAAAAAAGCUGCUUUUGCGAGACUUCAUUCACGACAGACUCUAUGCCUAGCCAGGAGGUUACUUCACAAAGGACGCCCAUCAGGUCGGAAGACUGAGAGAGGCAAUAAAGUUCUCUAAGUUGCGAGGAUAUUACGACUUCAGAAAGGAAAUGGAGCGUUUGUACCCAGAGAAUCAGUGGGUGACUCCGUGCGAGCUAUUCAAACCUUACUACGGCUACACAGUAGCUAACUACAUGCUGAACUAGCUAGAGGACAGAAAGCAGAGAACACUGAGGGUGGUGGAGAUAGGGCCAGGCACAGGAUCAAUGGCCGACUCAGUGCUCGACUUCUUCAAAAACUACAAUCUAGAUUUGUACAGAGAAUGCGAGUACAUAUUCGUUGAAAUUUCGCCUUAGCUAGCUGCUGAGUGCGAGAAACUCAUGAUGCAAAACCACAGAGAUCUCUGGAACAGAAAUCGUAUUAAGAUAUUCAAUGGGUCGAUACUUGAUUUUCAGCGUAAAAUUUCUCCAGGCAUUCUGUGUUUCGUGAUAGGCAUGGAAGUAUUGGACAACAUGCCUCACGAUCGCUUUUACACGAAUAAAGAAGGCACAAAACUAACCCAUCAGAUUCAAGUAAAUAUAGACUACGAUGAGACUGGCAAAGAGAUUCUGUCUGAUUAGCAAGUUGAGGUGUCCUAGGUAAAUGAUGAGUUGUCCAAGUUAUUUGUGGAGUUGUACCAGACUAUGCCCACUCGAGAUCAUAUCACUGCUUCAAAGAUCCUCAAACAAGAAGGACUGUUCAAGCGAAUUCAAGAGACAUUCAGAAUAGCUAGGCACAAGGAAUCUAUAACCAACAAUGUGUUUGCCCCUACUCAAGCUCUCCGCAUGAUCAAGCACAUCAAUCACUACAUCCCUGACCACUGCUUAAUGCUAGCAGACUUUGACUCCUUCCUUAUGCCAAGGAAAUCAAUUAACGGCACCAAUGCUCCACUCGUUACAAAUAAACUCAAAGACCCAACUCAAUGGGAGACAUAUGACACCUAUUUGAUACCUAGAGGCGAGGCUGAUAUAUGCUUCCCUGUUGAUUUCAACUUCCUCAAGCACGCCUAUUAAAAAAUAACUGGCCUUCAAGCUGAGAUAUACAAGACUUCUGAGUUCGUAGACCUCUUCGCUUUGCAAAGCUGGUGUACUACCUAAAAUAACUUCAACCCUAUGAAGGAAGAAUACUUCAACACGAGUUUUCUAGUUUCGAACAGAAGAAGCAGAUGA